AUGUCAAGUGCCGAGUCAACCGUUGAUUCCCCGGCUGGUACCUUCCAGCCAGAGUCAACGGCCGCCUCAUCUCCUGUCGCCGAUGAUGGCAGUGAGGGUGCUGAAGCCGGUUCCACGGAAGCGGACCAGAAGGAUUCCUCAGGGUUGGAAGAUCCUGAGGCUGUUGACAACGGGGUCAAAGCCCUGAUGCAUCUCUUGCAAGCAAGUAAGGUGUUCUCCUCAAUCAUGGAAGAGAAAAUGCGAAGUCAGCAGGAGGAACGCCCGCACCACGUCGUCAAUCCCGUCGCAAUGCCGAACAAGAUGCCACAGCAGAGACUACAGAUACCGCCCGCCCAGCCAGCACGAAGAAAGGGCGCCCCAAGAAAAUUGCGAGCAAAGAAGGAGGCUCCAUUGCCAGGUUUUUCAAAAAAAGCUGAUGUCGAAGUGCCCGAAAAAAAUACGACGGUGCAAGAAGCCCUCGUUCAAGCAGCGGAUGAAUUCGAGGCCAAUCCAACCGCUCUCGGAGAGCAAGAUCUGGUGGCUACCCAGCAGCCAAAGCUAGUUAGUGGAGGUCAAAUGCGGAAGUACCAGCUGGAAGGCCUCGAGUGGCUUAAGACACUCUGGAUGAACGGUCUUUGUGGUAUCCUCGCGGACGAGAUGGGCCUCGGCAAGACUGUGCAGGCAAUUUCCAUGAUCGCUCACAUGAAGGAGUCUAAAAGCAAUGGUCCCUUCUUGAUUGCUGGGCCACUCAGCACGGUGGGAAACUGGAUUGAAGAAAUUGGGCGGUGGACGCCAGGUAUCAACGCUGUCAAAUAUCACGGUAGCAAGGAGGAACGUGCUGAGUUGCGCAAAAAGCAGAUGCAGGUGAAAGACCAGAAGAAGGCGGACUUCCCUGUUGUCUGUACUUCGUAUGAGAUUUGUAUCAAUGACAAAAAGUUUUUGAGCCAGUACGAUUGGCAAUACAUCAUCGUGGAUGAGGGCCAUCGUUUGAAAAAUUUCAACUGUCGACUGAUCAAAGAGCUCCUGAAUUAUCGCUCUGCUAACCGUCUCCUUAUUACGGGGACUCCUUUGCAAAAUAACAUUUCUGAGUUAUGGUCUUUGCUUCAUUUUCUGCUUCCACAAAUUUUCAAUGACCUUGACAGUUUUCAGAGCUGGUUCGAUUUUUCAUCUGUCCUUGACGAGAAGGGACAAGAAGCAACAAUCGAGAAAAGGAACCGGAAUCUAAUCUCGACCAUGCAUGCGAUUCUGAAACCCUUCUUGCUGCGUCGUGUCAAGAGCGAUGUCGAGCACUCGUUGCCCAAGAAGCGCGAGUAUAUUUUGUAUGCGCCUAUGACAACCGAGCAGAAGGAUCUGUACCGCGAGAUUCUCAACGGCACUGGACGGCAGCACCUCGAAGCGAAAGCCCUUGAACGCAUAAACAAGGAAACUGAGGCUAGCGGCAGCAAGACACGUGGAACCAAACGGCGGCGCGAGAGCAGUGAGUCCGGUUCUCCUGUUAAGCGGACGAAAACAUCUCCACAGUCAAAGCGAGGCGAUUCCGGCAGACGUCGUUCUGUCAAGACAUACAAGGAAAUGAGCGACCGCGAGUUCAAUGCACGAUUGCGAAAGAUUGAUCGCGGAGAAGAAUUGGAUGACGAGGAGGAUGAGGUCGAGUUUUUACCCGAUGAUACCGAGCUGGAAGAACUUCGUCAGAAGAAGAACCUUGACUUAGCAAAGAAAGAAAUCGGCCACAAGAAGAUGCAGAACCCAGUCAUGCAAGCCCGCAUGGCUUGUAAUUCCCCCCACAACUUCUACUGGCCGUGGAAAGGGGAUGUCGACGAAUCUCUGGUAUCUGCUUCUGGUAAAAUGCAGCUAUUAGACAGACUCAUUCCUUGCCUACUUGAGAAAGGCCACAAGAUUUUGAUUUUCUCGCAAUUCAAGGUCCAGCUGGACAUAAUCGCUGAAUGGGCAACCACUCUUCGAUCCUGGGAGUGCUGCCGCAUCGACGGUGCUAUGUCGCAGUCAGAUCGUCAGGACCAAAUCAAAGCCUUCAAUACUGAUCCGGACUUCAAGAUCUUCCUUCUAAGUACUCGAGCAGGUGGCCAGGGGAUUAAUCUUACCGCGGCUGACACGGUCAUUUUGUUCGACUCAGACUGGAACCCUCAGCAAGACCUUCAGGCGCAAGACCGCGCUCACCGUAUCGGCCAAAAGAAGCCAGUCAUUGUGUAUCGUCUUGCAACCAAAGGCACUGUGGAGCAGACAUUACUGGAAAAGGCCGACGCUAAACGACGCCUGGAGCGGCUUGUUAUUCAAAAGGGCAAAUUCCGUUCGCUUCUGGACCCGAAUUCAAACUCUCACGACUUUGACGAUAUUCGCAAAGCUCUCGGAGAGGACGAGUUCGAGCGUUUCGAUGUCGGGGCCGGCUCUUCUGUCCUCUCGGACGAGGACUUGAGCAUUCUCACUGAUCGUAGUGAAGAGGCAUAUGCUCGGAACGAGAAGGGCUUGGACCGAACUGGCGCAGCUUUCGUGUCCGUGGAGACUAAGGCUAAUGGGAGUGAAGCACUCAUUGGCUAA
This is a messenger RNA of Penicillium chermesinum, 2532 nucleotides long. RefSeq names its product putative SNF2 family helicase/ATPase PasG. The record is from RefSeq and is a predicted model, not a curated record. NCBI's taxonomy places the organism in Eukaryota, Fungi, Ascomycota, Eurotiomycetes, Eurotiales, Aspergillaceae. Gene Ontology annotation, molecular function: ATP binding; chromatin binding; ATP-dependent chromatin remodeler activity. Bases 1 to 2532 code for a protein of 843 amino acids. Gene Ontology annotation, cellular component: nucleus; pericentric heterochromatin. Gene Ontology annotation, biological process: pericentric heterochromatin formation; negative regulation of gene expression via chromosomal CpG island methylation; DNA methylation-dependent constitutive heterochromatin formation. The transcript has 5 exons.